Messenger RNA from Lycium barbarum (goji berry), 1891 nucleotides. RefSeq lists its product as uncharacterized. The transcript has 14 exons. The record is from RefSeq and is a predicted model, not a curated record. Lineage: Eukaryota; Viridiplantae; Streptophyta; Magnoliopsida; Solanales; Solanaceae. Gene Ontology annotation, molecular function: protein binding. The coding region runs from base 1 to 1779 and encodes 592 amino acids.
AUGGACCCCAACAUAGCUAAACCAGAAAUUCAAGAACUGCCAUCAGGACAAGGAACGGGAGAAAAGGCGAAGCAAGAUAUUGAAGACCAAAUAUUUCAAGCAUCAAUGGGGAAUAGGUGGACAGAAGUUCAGCAACUGUACAUCAACAACGAGUUUGUCCAUGAAUCCAAACUCACCAAAUCUGAAGAUACUGCUCUUCACUUAGCUAUCUCUUCUUACCAUCCAGAUCGAUAUGACUCUUUACAGCAUCCUCAUCUUACUUGUAUUAAGGAAAUGAUUGAUAAAAUACCAAAGGAACCAAAGGAAAAUCGACAACGUAUCUUAAAACAGAAGAAUGCAGAAGGGAACACACCUCUUCACCUUGCAGCAGAACUCGGGAUUGUCCCGAUUAUUGAGUGCUUGGUAAACCCAGAAGACCCUACUCUCAUCUGGGAGACCAAUUCAGAAGGGGAAACCCCCUUAUUCAUAACUGCUUAUCUGGGUGUGCAAGAAGCUUUUCUCUACCUACAUAAGUGUGUUCAAUAUGAAAACGGAGAAGGUCCAACUGAACUUUGUAGAAGGGAAGAUGGGGAUAACAUUCUACACGCCGCCAUCUCUGGAGAGUACUUUGAGCUGGCUUUUCAGAUAAUACAUUACUAUCCGCUACUUGUCAACCAUUACAACACAAAGGGCAUGUCUCCUCUACACUUCCUUUCCAGGAUGCCUCAAGUAUUCAAAAGUGGCAGCCAUUUUCGGUUCAUAGAUAGCAUUAUCUACUACUGCAUAAAUAUCGAUGAGCUAGAGCUAAUGACAUAUGAAGCUGAACGCAUAGACUCCUUAAAACUUAAACUCAGUCGGAAUCUCCCAGAGAACUACCAAACACUGGUGGAGUUCUUGGUACUACUUUGGUAUGGGACUCAGAAAAUUCGAGAUUAUAUUAUUGGAGUCUGUACUAGGAAUCGAGAAAACAAGUCUAAAGAUACUACUGGAGUAACUGACGCGAAUCAAGAGAAGAAGGCUCCAGGCCAUCAAAAUGAUCCGAAGAAUCCUCCAACUCAAGCUGAAGGGAAGAGAAAGGGCCAGUUGUUCCCAGCCAAUUUCGCCAUCUUUAUCAAGUUUCUCAAAUGUCUAAUGAAGAUUGUGCUAAGUGUAUUGGGUAUUGAUUAUAUUAUUGGAGUCUGUACUGGGAAUCGAGAAAACAAGUCUCAAGAUCCUACUAACGUGAAUCAAGACAAGAUGUCUCAAGGCCAUCAAAGUGAUCGUCAAUAUGAUCCCGAGAAUCCCACAAUUAAAGAUAUUACUGGAGCAACUAAUGACAAUCAAGAAAAUAAGUCUCCAGAUAUUACUGGAGCAACUAAUGAGAAUCAAGAAAAGAAGCCUCCAGCUGAAGGGGAGAGUAACAAGUUGUUUCCACCCAAUUACACCAUCUUUAUCGAGUUUCUCAAAUGUCUAAUGAAGAUUGUACUAAUUGUAUUGGGUAUUGGACUCCAAAGGAUUAAAAAAUUAGAGGAAACAAAAAAGAAAAAUAAAAGGGGAGUUCAAAUUAUGGAGUUGAUGAUUAAGAAAGAAGAACGUUACAAAUACAAUAAAAGUACUGGGGAAAAGCCAGAAGAUAGGGACCACCAUAGUCAAGUCCCUGCACCUCCUACAAAACCUCCCCCAAUAGUUGAGGAUGAUGAUAAAGAGGACGAAGACCAGAGUAAGAUUGCACCCACCAAGCAAUCACCAACUUCAAGCACAGAUGAGAAAAAGAAAGAUGAUCCCAAGUCCGGAAAAGAAUCUUUUUUACUUUUCCGGUAAUACUUGUGUGGCACAAAAAACUUUGUUAUGCGUGAUCAAGACUUUGCAAUUUUAACAACUCGAGAUCUAUCACGUAAAAAUGCUGAAAAUUUGUUCUAGCAUUUCCAAACUA